Molecule: messenger RNA, 4938 nt
Organism: Closterium sp. Yama58-4
Lineage: Eukaryota; Viridiplantae; Streptophyta; Zygnematophyceae; Desmidiales; Closteriaceae
Source: the annotation of a GenBank genome assembly
AUGGCGGUAGGCAGUGGACGAAUAGUACAUGAGAGCAUAUCGGAAUAUGACGUGCUAGCGUCGUCGCCAUCCAAGACUGUGUUGAAAUUUAUUGACGGAGACCACGAUGUGGCGUCUAGCUCCGUGUCGCCUCUAUCCAUGUCGCUAUCGCUGUCGGGGACUUUUAGCUGCGACAGUUCGCGCCUUAGCUGCGACGGCGCGCCAGACGACACGGGCUGGGAGAGCCCCUCGGAUUGCGGCGCCGACGCGGUCUUCGGCGCGCAAUACGGGGACCGCCUCCCGAGCCGCAGGCGGAGCUUCGCAGGCGCGGGUACAAACCUCUCGAUCGGACGGCUGUCGGAUGGGCAUUUGAGCCUGGAGCGCGCGUGCAAGUCGGCGACGGUGCCGCGCGUCAGCAGCCGCCUGCUGGCCCCCACCCAGUCGUCGCAGGCCAAGUCGCGCUCUCUCGCCCAUCGGCGCGCAGCGGAGGACGGUGGGUCGGUGGGGCGCGAACCGUUCAGCACCUCGUCGCAGCCACGUAGGACCAAGGCUGUCACGGCAGCAGCAGGAACGGAACGCGGAACGGCUUCAGCAGCAAACUCAAACGAGCGUGUGCAUGCGCUGAUCUGUAGCCCACCUCGCGGAAAGAUUUCAGUGGAAAAAUCGGCACAGAACGCAGCAAAAGGCGGGCAGCGCGGGCAAGGGCGGCGACUGUCAGACGCGAGUGAGAAUCUGGCGCUGAAGCUGGCCAAGCACCGACAGGGGCUGGGAGUGGUGGGCGUCGGAGGCCCCAAGUCGGGUGCUGCUGGCGCCGCUGCCGCUCAACAGGUGCCACGUGGCGAGAGGAUGGGACCUCGAGGGGGGGCUGCGGCUCCGCCUGUGUCCUCCAAAGUGCCGGCGGCGGGCAGGAAGCCUCUGGUCGCGGGAUCUGCGGGGAACGUAGCGCAGAGCCGCGUUGCGGGGGGGGAAGUGAAGCCCCAACAGCGCCUGCUUGACGGGAAAGGCGCGCCUGGUGGUAGCGGUGGGGGGAAGAACGAAAAGCGGGUAGUGGGGACAAUCGGAGUGGGGAACGGUGGGAGGGGCGUGAGCGCGGAGCAAAGGACGAAGGAGCGUAAUGAGCGGCAAGAGGCUGCCCGUCACACAGAGCUGUCGCGAGGGACGAGGGGCAGUGGAAGGCGGGCAGCUGCGCAAGGCGCGGGAAGCAGCUGCGGUGCGAAAGGCACGCAAGGGAGCAAUCAUAGUAAGGAGAUCCACUCUGCACCCCUUACGGCAUCGCUGACUGCAUCCCACGCGCAGCACGCUCCUUCGUCCCAGCACCCGCCUCCUCGUCAUGAUCAACCGCCUUUGAUCACGCAACCAGCUGGCGACGUGCGCGGCAUGGAGCAGGACGUGCAGUACGUGCGCCACGCCAUGCUCGCCGCUGGCUUCCUCUCCGACGCGCUCCCCCCCCUCUUCUCCCCCUACCUCCCCAUCAACCCCGCCUUCUUUCAGCACCUCGAAGCCGCCUUCCUCAUGCGCUGCUGCGCGCACCCCCCCCACGACCCGGCUCUCCUCACCACCAGCCUGCCCUCGCUCCCUCUCACCAUACCCGCAUCGUACAACGAGGAGCGCCGUCAGCGCAUGCUGCUCUUUGACGCCGUCAAUGAAGCCCUCGGCCGCCGCCUCGUGCCUUUCCUCCCACGCGCGCCGUGGUCCCCCCCGCCCGUGCAAGUGGCGCCACGCAGGCGGCCUGUGGGCAUGGAGCUGGUGCAGGAGGUGUGGUCGGAGAUUCACUCAUGGCCCGUGGCGUCCACUGAUGAGGUGUACACCGUGCUGGAUGAGUCAGCGAGGCGUGAUUUGUGGAGGGGCACGGAGAGGUGGCGUGCACAGGAUGUGGCAGAGGAGGAGCCGGGUGUUGUGUUUGAUGUGGAAGGGGUGUUGCUGGAGGGGCUGCUAGAGGAGGUUUGCCUGGAGUUUGUAGAGGUGGAGCAGAGGCGGGCGAGUAAGAGGAUGUCAGUGCACGGAGUGGUGAAGGCACAUAUUGCAUCAUCAGUCAUGGCGGAGAGGGAACAAGACGCGUCGAGUCCUCCCUCUGCCGUGCAGUCGGCAACAGACGUCGCGAAUUCCCCGCCGUCAGCCUCCGAGUCUCCCGAGGCGGGCGGCUCGGGAUUGGUGCGGCUGGUGCACGUGGAAAUCGCAGGCGCGCGGAAGCUUCUGCCAAAAGACGGCGCCUCCUCCAGCCCCUUCUGCGUCGUGGAGUUCAACGGUCACACGAAGCGGACUCAAACAGUGGAGAGGGACUUGAACCCCGUGUGGGAUGAGAAGUUCGUGUUUGCAGUCCCCCUCCCUUCACCCCUCACCCCCGCACUGACCGACCAUCAAGAGCCGGUCCACGUCACCAUCUACACCCUCUCCUCUGCCACGGCCCCGCUCGUUGCGGCGGGCAGCAUCUCGGCCAGCCUUCGCCGGCCGGUGCUGGGCUCUGGUCUCACUGGGGGGACGGCAGUCGAUCCGGAGAGAAGCGUGUUCCUGGGGAAGGUGCAGGCGCGCUCACUGCAAGCCCUGGAUCUCAAUGCCUCCAGUGACCCUUUUGCCAUGGUGACGGUGGGCAAGGUCACGGCACGCACGCGCACCGUUCCAGAUGACGUCAACCCCAAGUGGAACCAGGUGUUUGCAAUUGGCCAGUCCCCCACGUCCUUCUCCCUCGCCAAUCCUUCCUCCACACUCGACAUAGUGAUCAAGAACGAGAACCGCCUAAUGAGGGACUCCUUCCUGGGAGCCAUCUCGUUGCCAAUCGCCUCUCUCCCCCACCGCGUCCCCCCCGCGCCCCCUGUUGACCCGCGCUGGAUUCGCCUGGACAACAAAGCUGCUAGUGCCCCUGCCAGCGCCGCUCGCAGCACAGUCAAAGGCGAGAUACAGGUGGCGGCGUGGAUAGGAGUGAGGGCGGACGAGCAGUUUGCAGAGGCGUGGCAGUCAGACGUGAAGGGCGUGGCGCACCACCGCUCGCGCACGUACCCCUCUCCACGCCUCUGGUACCUGCGCGUACACCCCUGCAAGCUGGAGCACCUCUCUGUACCGCGCGUUGCUCCCAGCCUUGUGAGUAUUACAAUCUCCCAAGAUUCCCACCCCUUGGCAUGCUGCUGGUGCCCCUCUCCACUCCUCUGGUACCUGCGCGUACACCCCUGCAAACUGGAGCACCUCUCUGUAAAGUGUGUUGCACCCAACCUUGUGAGUUCUAAGACGUCUCAUAAGCCACGUCUCUGCUUAUGUCAUGCGCUUUCAUGCGCUCUCGUAGUGCUCUUAUCUCAUGCAAUGGUUACUUCCCGACUCAUGGCGUACGUGGGUCCAAUCCCCUACUUUCCCUCAUCCAUUACCCCUGCCCCUCCCACCAAUCAGGUGGUGCGGCUACGAGUGCCUGGCGGCAUGCAGGUGCAGACAGGCCCCGCCACCCACCGCACUCCAUCUCCGCCCGGUGAAAGCGAUGUGGGCGGCGGGGGGGAGGGCGUGUGGGUGUGGGGCGAGAGCGAUGAGCAGGUGCUGGUGGUGGCGGAACCACUGAAUGGAUACCUGCACGUGCAGAUCGUCAACGUCAUUUCGCCCUCCUGGGAGGAGGUGGUGGCAUCAGCAAACGUGCUCAUCUCCUCCAUCCCCACCCGCCUCACCCUUGACCCCCUUGAACCCAUCUCAAUCGCUCUCCAAACCACCGCCUCUGCCACUCAUGCAGCCAUCACCGCUGCACACCGCACCCCCUCUGCCGAUUCCCUCGAAUCCCCCUCAAAACCAUCCCCAGCCCCAACUCUCGCCUCCUCCCUCUCCACCUCCUUCCUUUCCCUCACCUCCACCUCCUCCUCCUCCUCCCUCACCCCCCUCCUCUCCCUCCUCCUCGCCCUGGAAGGCGGCCACCACGUCUUCACCCAGCACCCCCGCUUCCUCUCCUCCUCGCUCCCCGCCACCCGCUCCCUCUACCCGCCGCCCAUCGCACGCCUCGAGAUCGGAAUCAUAUCGGCGAAGAAUCUGCAGCGGCCGGUGGCGAGCUCGCUGGGGAGUGCGGGGAUGGACGUGUAUGUGGUGGUGCGGUAUGGCGGCAUGUGGGCAAGGACACGCACUGUGUGCGGGGAGACCAGCCCCGUGUGGCGCGAGCAGUUCAACUGGCCUGUCUACGACCUCUGCACUGUCGUCACCAUCGAACCUGUUCUCUUACAGGAGGCCACGGGCCUGCUGUGCAAGCAGCUGGGAGCAUUCGACCCGCCGCUGCGAGCCGAGGUGGUGCAGUACAUGGGGGAGUGCGAUGAAGACGUGCUGUCCGUGCGGCGACUUAAAGCCAACCUGCAGCGCAUCAAGAUGCUGCGGGCGCGCUUCUCUGCCAUGGCUGCCGGGUUCAACGCCGUGCGGUCGUGGGAGAGCCUCCCUCUCACGCUCGCCGUGCACGCGGCGUAUGCUUUCGCGCUGUUCUACCCGUCCUUCAUCCUCCCCACGCUCUUCUUUCUUCUCGCGUGGCAACUGCUCGCCUCCUCCCCCACUCGCCCGCUCGGUCCCCCUCUGAUGGAUCUGAAGCUUUCGCAGGGGGAGGCUAGCGAGGAGGGGGCGGAGAAGGGAGGGGAGGAGGGGGAUGACGGGGAUGAGGAGGAUGAAGAGCAGGAGAAAGGUGGUUCCGGUCCGGUGGCGUACUAUAAGGCCCUGAGGGCCAAGUACGACAAGCUGAUGGACGGUGCAGGGAGGGUGCAACGGGGCCUUGGCGUCAUUGCUGACGCAGCAGAGAAGAUAGAGAUGCUGCUCACGUGGCGAGACCCAAGAGCCACGUUCCUGCUCCUCUCAGUGUGCACGGCGCUCAUGGCUCUGCUGCUGCUGCUGCCCUUCCGACCCGUGGCGCUAGCAGCGGGCUUCUGGGCAAUGAGGCACCCGCGCCUGCGCCGCAUCACUCCCACCAAGGUCAAAUGCUUCCUCGCUCGCCUGCCCACGCGCGCCGACACCAUCUACUGA